This is a messenger RNA of Octopus bimaculoides (California two-spot octopus), 7982 nucleotides long. RefSeq names its product sterol regulatory element-binding protein 1. The record is from RefSeq and is a predicted model, not a curated record. Gene Ontology annotation, cellular component: nucleus. Lineage: Eukaryota; Metazoa; Mollusca; Cephalopoda; Octopoda; Octopodidae. Gene Ontology annotation, molecular function: RNA polymerase II cis-regulatory region sequence-specific DNA binding; DNA-binding transcription factor activity, RNA polymerase II-specific; protein dimerization activity. Gene Ontology annotation, biological process: regulation of transcription by RNA polymerase II.
UUGGCUGACGUCUCGUGGCGUUAGUUGAAGCUUCACUGAACAACAAAGAUGGCAGACUCGCAGAGGUGGUUAUACAUCUCUUCGGAUUCUUUGCCCGAUUUAGGGCCGGACCUUACUACAUCGUCCGAUCUCGACAAUGUCUUGCUAAAUGGUCUUGAUGAUAUGAUAAAAUAUAUCUAUCCUGAUGGACAGAAUCUUCCAGAAAAUGAUCUCUUUGGAGGUCAACUCAAUUUCAACAUCAAACAAGAUCCAGAAUUACUUUCUGAAGACUUGGUUAAUUCAUUUAAUUUUGUCAAACCUGAGAAAGAAGACGCUGCAAAGACUUCUCCUGUUGUAUCUAAUGUUGGGACUACGGUGAUUCCGCAGAAAAGCGUUGAAAACCAACAGGUCUCUGACACAUUCAUAAAAACUGAAGUAGCUCCUGCUUCUGAUAAGAAUCUCCCUGACUGCAUCAAUUUGACUGAUGACCAGUUGUUGGCCCUUGCUAAACUAAAAGCAUCCUUGUUGGCUUCCCAACAACAUAAAGAUGAGCUUAAAAUACAAACACCGGUUCCUUCACAGCCACAACCGAUGGAAGUAACCAGUGUGGUCAACACUGGUUCUAUUGUGCAGACUCCACAGAUUUUAUCAGCACCACCACCACCACCACCACCACCACAGCAGCAGCAGCAACAACAACAACAACAACAACAACAACAACAACAACAACAACAACAGCAGCAGCAGCAGCAGCAGGAACAGCUACAACAUCUGUACCAACAUCAACAACAACAGCAGCAGCAACAACAGCAACAACAACAACAGCAGCAGCAACAGCAACAACAACAGCAACAACAACAGCAGCAACAACAACAACAGCAGCAGCAGCAGCUAGCACAAGCUAUGCUCAUCAACCAACCCCAAUUACAAGCCGUUGCUGUGACUUCUGCUGUACAACAACCAAUUGUCAGCCUUACACCAACGACAUCGUUACAAAAUGCUCAGCAAAUCAACUUGCUCCUCCAUCAACAACAACUUCCGCAACAACAAGCAACAACGGCAACAGCAGUAGUACAACCACAACAACAGCAACAACCACUUCAACAAGUUGUGCCCCAAGCGGUCGUUGCAACGUCUCCACAAACAGUUGUACAGCCUCAUCAUCAUCAUCAACAGCAGCAGCAGCUUCCACCACAACCACCACAGCAACAACAGCCACAACAACAACAACCACAGCAACAACAGCAGCCUGUGAAUGUGAAUGUAACAUCAAAUGGUAUUUCCUCUCUACAAAAUGUUACUACAACCAGCCCGGUUAACAUGCAGCAGUUACAUCAGCUCCUUAUUCAGUCUCAACUGAUAAAACCCCAGGAAGUUAAUGGUAAUGUUGUGGCAUUGACCAGUCCACCAGCAUCAAAUUCUCUAGUGACCAGUGGCAACACAAUACUGACCACAAGCAUUCCUCUGCAAAUGGUUGGUGAAGGAGACAAGCUGCCUAUCAACCGACUAAACACUAGUCCACUGAAAAAGAAUAGAGGAGAGAAGAGAACAGCUCACAAUGCGAUUGAGAAACGUUAUCGCCUUAGUAUUAAUGAUAAGAUAAUUGAACUGAAGAACCUGGUUGUUGGAACUGAAGCAAAGUUAAAUAAAUCUGCUAUCCUGCGUAAAGCCAUUGACUACAUUCGUUACAUACAGAACACUAAUACUCGUCUGAAGCAGGAAAACAUGGCCCUUAGGCUUCUCGCAAAGAAACAGAAUUUGGAAGAUAAUUUGGCUGGAGCCCAACUGAAGAGUGAUCCUACUAUGGUUCUGACCCCACCAGGCUCUAUCACAGGUUCUCCUUCCCGCAGUCCCCCUACUGCUAGCAGUGACAGUGAAAUGUCUUCUCCCCCAAGUCCACUAUUUGAUGACUCCUCGCAAAAUUCUGGUGAUAUGAAGACUUCUUGGAGUGAUGGUCACAUCUUUAACAUUGGUAUGCUUGAUCGAUCUCGUCUGGCACUCUGUAUGUUUAUGUUCGGCGUCCUUGCUUUCAAUCCGUUUGGAUUUUUCUUGAAUACUAAAAUGUAUUCAGAUUAUUAUGGGAUGCCUUCUGAACACAGUUCUCGUUCCCUACUUGUGUCCACGACAAAGAAAGAAAUGAUCUCAUACUGGCCGUUCCUGCCACAAAUCUUGAACAGUAUUUUCAUAUUGAUCAUGUUGUUGAUGCUUUUUGUGUAUGGUGAACCUGUCAAAUCCAAGAACAGUCAAGCAUCAGUAGCUUAUUGGAGACACAAGAAACAAUCUGAUCAAUACAUCACCCAAGGAAACUAUGCAGCUUCUGCUCAACAGUUGCAUCUUGGCCUUCUUGCUCUUGGUCGACCCCUUCCAACUUCGAAGAUUGACCUGGUUGCCAGUCUGGCUUGGCAUUCCUUACGUCAGUUUUUACAUUACAUUUACCUGGGAAGAUGGCUAAGUAACAGAGCUGGUGGUCUGUGGUCAAAAGAAUUUGAAGCAUCGGAAGUGAAACAGUCUGCUGUAAAUGCUGCUUUGGCUUAUCACAAACUUCACCAACUCCAUCUGACUGGUCACACAAGUGGUAGCUCAGCCUAUGGGAUUAACUUGGCUCUGUGUGCUGUCAACCUUGCUGAAGCUGCCGGAGAAAUGCUUCCGACUUCUACUCUCGCUGAGAUCUAUGCUACAGCUGCCAUAACGAUCCACCAGAGUGCCCCUUUUAACUUGAAAUCUCUCUGUCGUUACUUCCUCCAUAAAGUGAGCCACGCUUGUUCUCGCUGUGAAGGGAAAGUUCCUGCUUAUAUCCAGUGGUUAUGCCAUAAAGAUGGUUACCGAUUCUUUGUUGACAGUUUCUGGGAUAUAAGCUUUGAAGAAAGUUCUUUCUCCAGUAUUGGCAAUCAUGUCGAUCCUCUGGCUAUCGUCACUAGACACUUUCGUGAACAUCUGUUAGCAAAGUCACUUGCUAUCUUGAACAAUCCGUCUCAGAAGUGGGAAAGAACUAGUUUUAUCAGUGAGGUGACACAGUACACACAGUUAUUGGCAGAUUGUUCCUGUUUACAGUCAAAAGAAUCAACAAUACUCAUUCAAGAGUCUGUGAAACUGCCAAACCAAGUGGUUCCUUCUGUGUUGGAUGUUGAUGAAAUUGCUCGGUGGUGGUCAGCUAUUGUCAAUGUGGCUACUUACUGGUUCACUGGUGAUUAUGGAAAUGCAGAACGCAACUUUCAUCUUCUUGAUGUUUUCCCCAAGAAGUUUAUUGGUGCAAGUGAUCCACUGCCCAAAGCUGUCUUCUUUGCCUAUAAAGCUCGGCGCCGAUUCCUGUCCAGUACUCAGAAUAUUUCAGACUCCAGUAUACUACGUCAGUGUGAUCAUGCUGGCCGUUUACUCCGCGAAAGUCUUAAAUUUGAAAAGAGUUCUGAUCAUAGUGAUGUUAUUAAAGGCAUCCAAUUGUUGACAUGUGACUUCCUUCUUCGUACUCGCCGAGAACUUUGGCAACAACGUCAGAGCCAAGAUCCAAGUUAUACCAGGCCAUCACACUCGCAUAUUAUUGCAUUCCAGCAAGAUUUAUAUUGCCUCCGUCGUGUUACUCAUACCAUGAAACAUGCACUGAAAAAGGUAUUUCUUUACGAGGCCACGGCACGUAUCAUGGUUGGUGCCAAUCCAUAUCGUACUCAACAAUUGUUAGAUCAAAGUCUUCGUAGACGUGCUGGAAAAGGAAAAGAAGAUGAAAGCAGCUUGAAUCAUGACAACAAAAGUCACAUUGGCAAUCAUGAUGAGGCAUCUGCAUUGAUCCUGGCCAGCUGUCACCUACCAACUGCCACAUCUACAAGCGAAACAAUUGGUGGACACAAUCUGAGUCGCAGACAGAUGGUUGAAGAAGCUGCACAUCUUUAUGGCACGCUGCAGGACAAACGUGCUGUAAAUAUGUGUCAGAGUUUGUUAAAAACUCUUGAAGAAUACCAGUACAAGCCGGACUUGGUUCCUUCAGUUGCACAACUGUCCAAAUAUCCUGUACCACAGGCUGUUAAGUGCUGAUUGUAGCACCAUUGUGAAGGGGUUGUUUGCUAUCUAACUUGGUUCAGAUGUGUCCUUAAAGUCACAGUAUCAUAGAUUUUAUUUGAAACAACUUCUACCUUGAUAAUAAAUGAUAAAACAAACUAACAACAAUUUUAUUUUUACACCAAGGGGUAGUUUUAUCAAACUAAAUAUAUGUUUGUAGAUUCCAUGUUUUAUGCGUGCUUCCCUGUUUUAAGUGUGUAUAUGUGUAUGUAUUUAUAUAUAUAAAUAUAUGUAAAAGUAUAUGUUAAAUAUAUGUGUAUAUACAUGAAAAAAAAAAAAAUUUAUGUGCAUAUGUCAAUGUACAUGUAUAUAUAUAAACAUACAUACAGAUUAAACAAACAUUCACAUUUUUAUACCUGCACCUAUGAUUGUGAAUAUAGUGUGUGUGUGUGUGUGAGAGAGAUAUAUAUUCAUCUUUUCCUUGAUAUGUAAUUGGUCCAGUUCUGAAUGUAUGAACCAAGUUUAAAACACUAAUUAUUUAAUUUUGUUCUCUUUUUCAUUUUAUUCAGUAUUUGCAUCUGAUUUAUUUGAUAUUCGUUAAAAUCUGAUUUCCAUGCUUGUGUUUGCUAGUUUCCACUUAGAACUGAACUGCUUGUUCAAUCUUUCCUCUAUCAGCCUCACUUUUUGAUGCCAUCUUUUGUGAAAUGAAGAUAAUUAGUUUCAUUUCAUUUAGACAUUUUGUUAAUUGAAAAUAUUUUCGUGAUAUUUCGAAAUGCAAUUUUUUUUUUUAUAUAUAUAUAUUUUUGGUUUUCAAAUGAGAAAAUAUAAAUUCUGUAUUCUAGAAUUACAUUGAGUGACUGUGGAGAAUUUACACUGUAGAGAUUGAAUGUUGUGCUCCUAAUUUCAAAUCCCUGUUUUGUUUGUUUACGGCACUUAAAUAUCCUCCUUUCUCUUAUCAUUUGAUCAUUUUCAUUGGAUCAUUAAUUCUGAAUUGUAGAUAAACUUGAUAUUUGUAUAUUGUAUUAUCAUGACCACAAUAGUGUGGUGUCCAUUUUACAGAAAUUUAGUUAGUUCAAUAUAUGGGGGUGUGGUGGGUGGGGGACAGUGAGAUGUCCAGUGGCUCUUAUACUGUCACAUGCCAUCUUCCUUUGUUUAUGCUACUUGCUGUCUUUCUUUGGCUAUGCCACUUGCAAAUAUCUGUGCCUUAAAAGAAAAAAAACAAUUGAUCUAUAAAUGGGUAUUUUACAUUGUGUAUAUCCCAUAAUUACCACACAUGUAGAAUUACCUUUACAAGUAAAUUCCAAGUGCAGCCACAUUUUCUGCACUUAGUAUCUCCUGCUUCUACUGUUACCGUAACCAGCUUUGAAACUGGUUCUCUUCUUGCUGUGGCUAAUCUUGUAUAUAUUGUUGGCAAUAACACCAACAUUUAAUUUCUCUCUUAUGUGUUUAGUUGAGACAUUCUCAUUUUUAUGAAUUAUUCCUCGAAAGUAAUUUAUUAGGAUAAAAGAAGUAAAUCAAGGCAUAACAGUGUAUCAUGAUCUUGGUGUGUGUAUUUUGUUGCUUGACUCAAGGUCAAACCUGAUGAUUGAGCAGAGCUAUGAUUAAAAUCAUUCCAAUUGUGAUCUACCAUCUUUUUUAUCUUUAUUUUUUUUUUCAGACAUAAUAGGAAAAUAGGAAUGCCAUGUUAGCUAUGUAUACGGUCCAUCAGAGAUACAACUUCAAACACUAGACCACUUUCUUAUGUUUGAUUUCAAGUCUGAUUUUUAAAUCGACACUUUACAAGUUUAGUUUUAGGGAAGAACAGCUGUCUUGUAAUCUAUAAUGAUAGAACUGGAACUGCUUCCGUGAAGGGUCAAUGGAUUAUGUUGUGUCUCUAUUACCACCACAAUCACGACCUCUCCAAAUAACAACUGGUAAAUUUGAUUUAUGUAGGUCUAUUUAAUCCAAUUCAUGUCUCAUUUUCUGCAUCUAUUUGUACUGCUUGAUCUGAAGAUAUGUCAAUUGCUUCAUCAUGUUGGCAAAAUGAGGGCAAGUAGAGGUUGUAUUUCCAGGACUUGUAUUCCCAUUGAUCAAACUGCAUUUUUAUCUGAAUUCUACUAAACAGAGGAGCUGCACUUCUUCACCUACGAGGUAUCAGUUGAUAUUUUGAAGAUUCCAAACUGAUGGAGAAAAUGAUGUUUGGAUUAAAAUGCCUGGAUAUAGUGUAAACUUAAAUUUGUUAAGAGAACACUGAAGUGUUUUUAAUAAAUUUAACCCUCUUGUACCUGGGUCUUUGUAUAUAACUUUACCUUCCUCCUGGGCUCUUGAGCAAAAAAAGAGGUAGAUGCACAUGCAACUCGAGUAAUGAUUGCAAGCAAACUAAUGGACAGAAUAACAAAAAAAUUCAGGAGAAUAACAGUAAUAGGUCUAUCUCUCAACUACCAUCUUUGUUCACCUGAAUCACUUACUUUUCUCAUCACUUUCUCCAGUUUGAUUGUCUGAAUCACUCUCAUUGUCUGUGUAAAGGUAAACUCUUCAUCCAAAGAAUAAAUAUUAAUAAUUUCUUGAUGAAGUUCUGGGUUCAUCACAUUCUCAUUUCAUUGCAAAAUAAUCUGGGUUUUUGUUUUAUUAUUAUUAUUAAAAACAAAAAUAAAGAACAGCUAAGGGGGACAUGUGACUACAAAACUGCAAUGUGAUUGGUUCUCUUUUUUUAGUAUUUUAUCUUAUUAUUUUACAUGUGGUGUUCAUUACCACUUUAAUAGGAAUCUGGUAGAUAGUCUAGACUAUUCCCACUAUACUGGGAAUGUGGCAUGGUAGAGUUAAAGUAUUUUGGCAAGAUGUGGCACUAAUUAACGUAGCAGUUACAAAGUAUUCAAAGAGUUCCAAUCGACAAUAAAAUCAAGUUUUUAGUGACGUCUGUAAUGAUUUUCACAUUUGUAUAAUUUUUCUGAUGUUCUACUCCCGUCCUCAUGCCAUAUCGAAAAAAAGAAUCCACCAAAUUUUAGGGAAGAAAUGUCUUUGAGGGAUGUAACUGACCUGUAAAACUCUGUCAGUCAAUUAUGUGACAUAACUAAAUCAAUACAUUUAGAUACUCCUUGAAAACUAUUCUCUGGUGGACUCAGGUAAAUUUUGAAAUGGUGAAAAAGUUCUGUAAAAUGUAUUUAGAAAGUUCUUUUGUUAAAAUUAAAAUAGGGAAGAUAUUUUAAAUUCACUUAGAUUUAAUAUUUCUAUUUUUAGUUUUUUUUUUCUCUUCUCUGUGAUACAUAAUGGUUGUGUUCAUACUGAGGUGUCGGUUGGUUACAGCUCUGUUCUAGGAUUGAGAGAAAGUAGUCUUUUUUUAAUUUUUUUAGAUAAUAAUUCAACAUUACAUAAGGAGUAUGGUGCAUGGAUAUUUUAAAACAGGAAUUCCAAACUGACAACAUGAGAACAUGUUCCUUGUCAAUGUCUUUUGUGUUGGCCUUGAAAUAUAUUUGUCAAUUAGUUGUUUCUAAUUAACAGGUAAUUUCAUUAUGAAAUCUCCCUUCCCACCACCAUCAUCACACAGAGCUAAUUUGAGCCUUGUAUGGAUUAAAGAAAUACAUACAUUUAUACCAUCUUGAAAAAUGUUGCUUGUGAUACUCAAAAGAUGUGCUGUGUUGGGUUUCUCUAUUCAAAUGUUGAUGAGUACCAGCAAUUCCUUUGGGAGAAUUGUAGCUCAUCCCGUUUUAAGUGGGAUGUGUAGGUUAAAUCCACUAAGCCAAUGCUGAAUAACUUAUGAGUCUUUCUGCUAAAUAUUCUGGUCAUCACUUCUUUCUAUCAAAUUCUGUUUGACCCUUGAUAACAUUCUAGUAGGUGAGGAAUUAUGUUUUGACAAGCUGGGUAGAUUCUGACCAUCUGUAUCUUUUACAAAAUCCAUCUUUAUUUUUUAACAUAAUGCUUAGAUAAUAAUAGAAGGUUUUUGAUUUUCACAUCCUUAUAGAUGUAUUUAUGCUUUAUCCUGUAUUGCUAAUAAUGUAAAAUAAUUUUAAAUAAAACUUAUUCUGUAUAUAACAUUUUAA